Molecule: messenger RNA, 1231 nt
Organism: Blepharisma stoltei
Lineage: Eukaryota; Ciliophora; Heterotrichea; Heterotrichida; Blepharismidae
Source: the annotation of a GenBank genome assembly
AUGGGACCUUAUUUGUCUGCUCCUAACUUCUCCCCUCUGUGAGCGAAAAAAAAACUUGUUCAAGGUUACUUUUUUUUUUUAAAUAAAUCCUAAUUCGCAAAAAUUGGAAAGCAGAUAUUAAUUUAAUUUGCAAAAUUUAUGCUUUAAACGCGAUUUGUUUGAAAUUAAACAGAAUUAGCUCGAGAUUUCAUGAUAGUAGUUAUCACUAAUAUAUCAAAUUUUUGUUCCAUAAAAAAUUUUUGUUCGCUCAGAGGAUGGGUUUUUGGGCAAAAAAAAAAUAGGGAUUUUUCUAAUGGUUUUGUUCGCUCACAGAGAAGGGGGGAGUAAAAGAGAUAAACGGAAAGCUUCAGGCGAAAACCAAAGGUUAAGAUUCGCCUCAAGUGAAAUGCAAGGCUGAAGGAACUCAAUGGAAGACGCCAAGCUUACCAACGUCCAGCUGGACUCAAAUACUUCGAUAUUUGGAGUAUUUGACGGCCAUGGAGGCGCUGAGGUCGCUGAAUUCGUAUCCCGACACUUCAGUCGGCAGCUUCUACUAACCCCUGCUUAUAGGGAAGGCAGACUAGAAGACGCCCUCCGAGAAACCUUUUUAAGGAUGGAUGAACUGCUAAAUACUAUUGAAGCCAAGCGUGAACUUGUAAGAAUUUCAAGGAACCUCCCGAAUAACUACCCUGUAGAGCCCGACGACAACUUAAUGGCUGGCUGCACAGCUGUUGUAUCAUUAGUCAGAGGAAACCAGCUCAUUGUGGCUCACGCUGGAGACUCACGUUGCGUUUUGUGUAGAGAAGGGAGGGCUUUAGAAUUGACCCGAGACCAUAAGCCAGACUUACCAGAAGAAAGAACCAGAAUUAUUCGUGCUGGAGGAAAUAUUGUGGACGGCAGAAUCAUGGGGAAUCUUAAUUUAAGCAGAUCUAUAGGAGACUUGGAAUAUAAAAAGAACGCAGCGCUCCCGCCUCAGGACCAAAUAAUAACGGCUUAUCCAGAUGUGAGGAGAGAAACUAUUACAGAAAACGAUGACUUUUUUAUUUUAGCGUGUGACGGGGUGUGGGAGAUGUUAGAUUCGCAACAAGCGAUUGAAUUUGUGCAUAAAAAAAUAAAAAAUAAACCGAUUACUGUUAUUGCAGAUGAAAUGCUGGAUAAGUGUCUAGCAAGAGACGUCUCGAGCAGUGGAGGACUGGGAUGUGAUAAUAUGACGGCAAUCAUAGUUGCUUUCAAUCAUCCUUUAGGUCAAUAA